UACUCCCUGUGGAGCGGUAGGUGGCGGUAACGCGCCGUUAAACUUGAAGCCAACCGUCGUGACGAGAAGAAGAAGAAGAAGAAGACUGUAAACGAAACUUAACUUCCAGCUGCGUCUCAAACUUUGUAACGUGACGAACAGAAACAAAACGUCCACAAGAAGAGAGUCAGCGUCACAGUCCACAUCACCAACAUGGCACAUUACAGAGCUUCAGACCCAAAGAGGGAACAGUUUCGGAGAUACCUGGAGAAAGCCGGUGUUGUUGACAGUCUUACCAGUGUUCUAGUGAGUUUGUAUGAACAACAAGAAAAGCCGACUAAUGCUCUCGAAUUUGUCAAGGAGCAUCUCGGUGCCCCUGGCCUGGCUUCAGCCGACACCGAGGCUCUGCAGCAGGAGGUGAUUGACUUGAGGCAGAGGUGUGCGCGUCUGGCAGAGGAAAACAAAGACCUCAAGACAAAGCUGCGGCGUUAUGAACCAGAAGACGGAGCCACAGCUGAUUAGACCCCAGCAGAGCUUUGACAAAUGUUCUUUUUUCUUGCUCUUGUUUAUAUUGCUGACAUUUUUGAGUCUAAAGACAAAACGACACUGUUAAGUGAAAACCAAGAACUUUCAUGUUGCUGUUUUUUUUUUGUAAAUCUUAGUUACUAAUUUGUUUCUUUAAAAUCUAACUUAUUUUGUACAUGAAUGUAAAUAAGUUUUCUUGUUUGUUCAGUCUCAGAGCAGAAGUGCUUUAUUUUCUUUUUGAAGGCUCUCUUCAAUAACCAGUGUUAAGAUUAAACUGCUGAUAAUAUAUGAACACAAACGCUCUGUCUUAACUCACUUGACAGUGUGGACCAAGACACUUUUAUUUGCAAAGGUCUGGUGUAAGUAAACAGUUGGAAGAAGCUCAGAAAUGUAAGUCGCUGGUCAAAUAAAGCACAGUCUUGUUAUCCA
Messenger RNA from Larimichthys crocea (large yellow croaker), 933 nucleotides. Its product is annotated as c-Myc-binding protein. NCBI's taxonomy places the organism in Eukaryota, Metazoa, Chordata, Actinopteri, Sciaenidae. The coding region runs from base 193 to 501 and encodes 102 amino acids. Gene Ontology annotation, biological process: regulation of DNA-templated transcription. Gene Ontology annotation, molecular function: transcription coactivator activity. The transcript is spliced from 5 exons. Gene Ontology annotation, cellular component: nucleus. The record is from RefSeq and is a predicted model, not a curated record.